Molecule: messenger RNA, 1256 nt
Organism: Phlebotomus argentipes
Lineage: Eukaryota; Metazoa; Arthropoda; Insecta; Diptera; Psychodidae
Product: enhancer of split m7 protein-like
Exons: 1
Coding region: 137-850 (237 amino acids)
Biological process (GO): regulation of transcription by RNA polymerase II; anterior/posterior pattern specification; regulation of neurogenesis
Cellular component (GO): nucleus
Molecular function (GO): RNA polymerase II cis-regulatory region sequence-specific DNA binding; protein dimerization activity; DNA-binding transcription factor activity, RNA polymerase II-specific
Source: RefSeq, a predicted model, not a curated record
CCAUUGAGACACCCGAGCUGAGUGGUUCGCAGCAGAACACUCUUUCCACAGUCGUCGACUGGCAGUCUCUGUGAGCAGUUCACUCAGUGAUCAUAUAUAGUGUUAACUCGUGACUUCGAGCGAAAGACUUGCAAGGAUGAAAUUCGAAUUGCCGUACGUGGCCAACGUGCCGAGUGAAGAGUACCAGACAGUGAUUGUGAAGCAGGGCCCGACGCCACCGCCGCAGGCCGAGCCCGUGUCACGCACGUAUCAGUACCGGAAGGUGAUGAAGCCGAUGUUGGAGCGCAAGCGACGCGCCAGGAUCAACCGGUGCCUGGAUGAGUUGAAGGACCUCAUGGUCACGGCGCUUCAGUCCGAGGGUGAGAACGUGUCCAAGCUGGAGAAAGCGGACAUCCUGGAGCUCACAGUGCGUCAUCUGCACAAGCUCCGACGGCAACAGCGCCUCUGUGCCAAUCCCGUGAUCGACUCAGACCGCUUCCGUGCGGGCUUUACGCACGCCGCCAACGAGGUGUCGCGCUGCCUCGCCUCCACACCCGGCGUGGACGUCGGCCUGGGCACGAAGCUGAUGACCCACCUGGGACACCGCCUCAACGAACUGGACAAGAUCCAGCCGCUGUCCAUCCACGUCAGCCAGCCGCCCUACACGCCGCCCUCGUCGCCGUCGGCCUCCGUGUGCAGCAGUGAGACCGGCCCACACUACACCAUGCCACUCACGCCCGCGUCCUCGCGCUCCUGCCGCUCGCCAUCACCACGCACCGAGACUCUGGUGCAGGGCAACACGGCGGGCCUGCUCAGAGUCGUGCCGGCUCUGCAGGCCGCCGCCGGAGGCGAAGUCUGGCGACCCUGGUGAAGGACAUUCGCGGCAAAAUCCCAGUGCAAACAGAAUCAAUUCCAAAAGAUUGAUCCACCGAUUUCUGUUGUUUACAUCAACGUGUAAAACUAUUUAAUUAGUAGGUAAAUCACUCCAAGACUCAUCAGUUAAAAUCUUCUGCUAGAGUACAAAUAAGCAAUUUUUGUUCUUCCAAAUUAAUUUUGUUUUUUUUUUCACAAUGAUGAGCAAUUGUAUCUCAGUGAAUUUCUUGAAUUUGACAAGCGAUUUCUCUUAGCAUUUUCACAGCCCCAAAAAUACGGGCGACAAUCAAUGAGCUUUAACUAGGAUUGUAAGAGAUUUGUGAUAUCAAAAGAAGAUGACAUGAUUAAGAAAAUGAAAAUAUGAUUGAUUUGAAAAAAGGAAAAAAACUACGUCUUUCACUUCC